Messenger RNA from Astrephomene gubernaculifera, 6103 nucleotides. NCBI's taxonomy places the organism in Eukaryota, Viridiplantae, Chlorophyta, Chlorophyceae, Chlamydomonadales, Astrephomenaceae. The record is from the annotation of a GenBank genome assembly.
CCGGCGGUGGCGGCGGCUUGGGGGCCGGAGGGCUGCCGCAGGAGCGGCAGUUGGGGGCCAAGGGCUUGCAGGUGGGGGGCGGCGGUGGCGGCGGUGCUGGAGUGGUGGGGGAGGGCGGGUGGCUGCUGCAUGGACUGCGUGCGACGGCGGCGCAGCAGCAGCAUGGGGAGGGCGUUGACCCCGAGGAGGAGCAGCGGAGCGGCGGAGCAGCCGGCGGCGCGGCGCCCCAACGAGGCCAGCAGCAGCAGCAACUCAUACGCGACAGGACCCUAGUCGGCAGCGGCGGCGGCGGUGGCGCCAUUAUGGAGACCCUGCUGCCAUCCUUGCCAAUCAUGGUCAAGCAAGAGACUGGCGCCGAGCUCCAGCUCGAUCCCGCAUCCGGCCUCGGCGUUGCAAGUGCAGCGCGGCAGCAGCUCCGGCGGGGCACAGGCGUCGCUGUGUCGGCGCUUGGCCGCUCCGGGCAGCAGCAACAGAACCCCCCGCAACACCGAACCAGCCAGGCAGCAGGCCCGCUGCUGUCGCUGCGAGGCAAUGGACUGGCCGGAGCUGCUGCUGCUGCUGGCGGCGGCGGUGGGAGUGGGAGUGGAGAAGGAGGAGGAAGAGGGGUUGUUAUCGGUCCCCGCGGUGCUGUUCCGUCACUGGACCGUAUGGGGCUCCUGGCAGCGGCCGGCGGCUUCCUGGGGCUCGCAGCGGAGGGUGGAGGCGGUGGUAGGGGCGCAGCGCCGGUGCAGGUUGAGGGGUUGCUUGGCGGUGCCCCCGACGGGAACAGCGGCGGUGGCGGCAGCCUCCCCGGGCUUGGGAGCGGCGAUGUCAGCAUCAUCGCGGGCAGUGCUCGGGCUCUGCAUCUGGACACAACUUCUUACUCCUUGCAGCUGCCUCAGGGCAAGCAGGGCCGCCAGUUGACUGUGGCAGGCGGCGGCUCUGGUAGCGGUGGCGGUGGCGGUGGUGCUGCUGCUGAAGGCCAGGGGUAUGGGCUGGCGGAUUCGGCGGGUCGUGGCGGCAACGACGCUGAUAACAACAUGGACAGGACCAAGAACAACAACGGCUCCGCAGGCGGUUCCGGUUCCGGUGGUGUUUGCAUUGGUGGUGGAGCGCCUUCUGCCAUUGCACGGCUGCUGUCACAGCUGCCCAUCGGGCAGCAGCUCGACUUCCUGCAGCAGCUGCCGCAUGAGGAGAUGGCGGAACUGCUGCCGCAGCUGCCGUUGUCGCAGCAGGUGGAGUUGCUGAAGGAGCUGCAGAAUGAGCGACGCGCGCGUACGGCAGUGGCUGCGGCAGUUGCGGUGGCAGCUGCGCAACAGGAUCUGCAGCAGCAGGAGCAACAGCAGCAACAGCAGCAACAGCAGCGGCUACGCCAGACGUUGGACCUGCAGCAGCAGUCGCAGAUGCUUCAGCUUCCUACCAGCGCUACCCAACAGCAGCUGCUGCUACAGCAGCAACAGCGGCUAUUGGUGAUGAAGGGCGGAGAUGGCCUGGGAGAUGCUGGCAAUAGGGACAGCACCGGUCAGGGUAGCAGUGGAGGCGGUGUCGGAAUCAGCUUGGCGCUUGAUUUGGGUCAGGGGCAAGGACUGGGGUCCGGAGGUUCCGGCACUGCCGCCGUCCUGUCGCGUCUGGCUGGGCUAGCUUCGGGGGCUGCACCGCCACGGGGACACUCCACGCUUGCUUCCCUGGUUGUUAGCCAGCAACUCCAACAACAGCAACAACAACAGCAGUUGACGCGAAUGCAGCGGCAGCCGCAGCAGCAGGCUGGUAAACCUGAGCAGGCAUCGCCGGCGCUUAGCAGCAUGCAGCAGCAGCAGCCAACAACCCAGCCUCCUCCACAGCGUCAGCUACAGCUGUCGCAGCAGCUGUCAUUACAGCAGCAGCAGCAACAACAACAAGGCAGCAACCAAAUGUCUUGGCUGCCGCCUUCUCUUCUUUCCCUGCCUCAGCAAGGACAUCAGCAGUUACAGCAGCGCCUGCAGCAGCUACAGCAGCAGCAACAGCAGCAGCUGGCGGAGGACGAGCCUGCAGCGAGCAGCGCUGUGGGCGUGGGGCCGCUGAACCUGACCUCCCUGGUGCAGGCGGGUGUGAGCACACGACUGCAGCGGCUGCCGGACGGCACAACGCAGGUCGUGUUGGAGCUGCCGGGGCCGCCCGCAGCGGCAGCAGCAGCAGCGGGCACGGCGGCAGCGACGGAUGCGGCGAUGACAAGUAGUGCAGCGCCGCAAGCGUCCGUGGCCAGCCUUGUGCGAUUGCAGCAGCAGCUGUUGCUGCAGGAGCAGCGGUCGCAGACAGCGCCACUCGGCACGGGACCCGGCGGCGGCGGGGCCCCAGUCGGCGCAGGCGACGCUGCUGCCGCUGUCGGCGCCCCGGCGUCGGACGGCUGCACUGGCCUCCUCUUACCGCCUGUCAACGGCACCGUGCUGCGGACACUGACCCGUGGGUCUGCUGGUGCCGGGGCGGGGUCGGGUGCUGCUGCUCAGGGGCCCACACGGAGCGGUACGGCGCUUGGGGCUGCGGCCGACGGCCGUGGUAAUGGCGGCGGCGGCGCGCAGGCCGCUGCAGCACCCGCGGCUCCCUCCUCCUCCUCAGCGGCUGUCACUGGCGGCGGCGGCAAUGGCGGCUCCUCAGCCGGCCUGCUGGAGUACCGCUGCGAGGAGGCUCUGGAGCGGCUGAGUGUGAAGCUGCACGGGGUACGGCCCGAGCAGCUGGCGCCCGAUGUGGCGAAGCGCAUGCGCGCCUGGCUGCAGGGCAUGGAUGCGGUCACGUUGCAGGGCACACUGCGCUCCGGCUGCGUCAACCUCGUGCUGGACGUGAGCCGCAACCUCCGCAGCACCAGCAGCAGCAGCGAAUGGCUUGGCAGCUCUUUAGUAAGGCCAAUCAAGCGGCCAACGGCUCAUGCCUCGUCUCGCAGCGCUCCCGAGGGGAGGAGGCAUGGCAGCGGCUGCUGCGCAGGCCAGGUGGUAGCACCGGAGGAAGGGUCAGCGAAGGCGGUGGCGGCGGCGGCGGCGGAGGAGUGGGCUCAUGCUGCGGUUGCAGCAGCAGCAGCAGCUAGGGAGCCGGAGCAGCUGCCGGGGGCAGCUGUGGGUGCGGAGAGCGCUGCUGCUACCGAAGCGGAGGCAUUGCCAACCUCCGAGGGCAUGAGCAAGGGUGCGCAUGCGGAUAUGGAUGCAGUUGGGGCUGCACGCGUAGCCUCGGAUUUGGACGCGAACGCAGGCGAUGAUGCGGAUCGCAUGGCAGCAGCAGCAGUGGCGGCGGCUCUGGGUAUAGAAGUGGGGCCGGGUAGCGGAGCGGAUUGCGCUGCUGUCGCGGCUGCGGCUGCGGCACGAGGUGUCCGUGUAAUGGUGCAAGUGGGGUGUCGGGUGGUGUACCCGCCGGCGGGGCAGCAGCAGGCGGGGCAGCGGCAUUCUCGGCAGCGCUUGCCGGAGGUGCAUGAGCUGGCUCCUCUAGCGGUGGUGCGAGGUGAGCCCGCCGUGCUGCACAUGUCGGGUCGCGCUCUGGCGGACCCCGCUGCGCGCCUGCACGCCCGCCUCAACGGCCGCCGUGUUCACGUGCUGGUGCAGUCGGAGCACGAACUCGCCCAAGCGACCCAUGGGUCAGUCCACCAGGGCCAAGAUGCACACGCGAUGGCCUUGGUUUGCGCAGAGGCUUCCACCCCGGCCGGCAAUAGCAGCAGCAGCUGCCGUUGUUUCAUUGGAAGCAACAGCAGCUGCCAGGACGGCUGUCGUGGUUGUCAGGACACUGGAGUGAGCAUCGCCUCUGGCAACAGCGAUGGAACAGGCUGCUGCGAACACAUGGACGAUCACAAGGACGGGCCUGCUUUGCCUUCCCAACCGGCAUCGCCGCCACCAGCAGCAGCAGCAGCAGCGGACCAAGAGGAAGAGGAGGAGCAGCAGCGGCAGGAGGAGGAGGAGGAGCCCAGCAGCCCGGUGUUUGUGUUUCUUGAGGAGUCCCCGCCCGAGGUUGGGCUGGCCGUGCUGGAGUGGGAGGGCGGUGACGGCAGCGGCGUGCUGGGCGCCUGGUGGCCGCUGCUGGUCGCACCGUGCGGGCAGGUGGCGGCGGAGGUGAAUGCGCUGGCCGCGGAGGAGGGGAAGGAGAAGGGGGCGGAGGAGGAGGAGGAAGGGCUGCUGGGGGAGCAGGAGGAGGGUGGGGCUGGCGAGGCGCCCUGGUUGCAUGCGCUGCUUACUGAUCUGGGGCUUGUGCUCGACGCGGUGUACAACAACACCCCCCCAGCCAACCCGGGGCCACCCAACGCCGCCAGCAACACGGAGGCCUCGGGUUUGGAGCCGGAUGUGCUCGCCAGCCUCACUCGGCGGGCUGAGAGGCUGCUGCCCUUCUGCCUGGCACGGUCUAUGCCGCGCACGGCGGCUGCGGUGGCCCGCUUCCUAACCGUCGUUGCACAGCUGCCCCUGCCUGAGCCCCACGCUGCUGCCCUGCAGCGGCUGCUGCAGCAGCAGCAGCAACAACCCCCGCAGACUCAGCAGCAACCCCCUCGCCAGCUACACACUGAGCCUACCCAACCACACCCUUUUCCGUGCCUCCAAGCCCCCCUCCUCCUUUCGCGCCUUCAUGACAGCAGUGGCAGCCGCGAUGACGACGGCCGGUGCUCCCAUGAUGCAGCGCUUACAGGCACUGAGCUACUGCAAGAGCGACAGUCGCAGCAACCGCAACAGGGGCAUCCUGUUUUUCAGCAGGAGGCCCUCCUGUCGGCACCAUCCCCACCGUCAUCUCCCGCAGCUGCUUCGUCGCCUUGGUGGCGUCCCCCGCCCCUGCUGGUCCCCGGAUCGCCCCCAUGCAGCGACGUAUGGGGCGCUGUUGCGUUCGAGGACACCGCAUGCGGCUCCUGUUCCUCAACAUCCUCCUGGUCUUGGCUGCAGGAGUCAGUGCCCAGCAUGGAUGGCGGCAGCUGCAGGAGCAGCAGCAGGAGCGGCAGGAGCAGCUGCUGUGGUGCCAGUGAUGCUGCUGCGGAGGGGGCGGAAGCAGGCGGCAUAGGUUGUGCUCGUGUGGACCCACCAAGGGAUGCAGUCGUGAGCGCGCGUGGCGGUGUGGCGUUGGCUGAUUCCAGCUGGUGUUGCUGAUACCAGGUCAGAGGGGUGGGUAUGGGUCAAACAAAGCCCAUGCACUCGUCUAGCCGGGUGAAACGUUCUUUCCUGGGUUCCGCCCAGGGUGACAUCCAGGGUCUUCAACCCCUUCAUGGUCGGGGCACCGCCCUGAGCAUUCCGGCUGCAAGCGCCAGCCUGCGAAAGUUGUCAUGCGGGUGCUGCUUGUGCGGGUGCGCUGUUGGUGACAUUUCGGUUCAACUCAAUGCCAAUAAGUGGGUCCCGGUGGUAUGCGGUGUACCCGUGCACCGCGCUCCAUGCACAGUAGGGGUGCAUGUAGGGGAUGUGUUGUUCGGUUUUGAAGGCAGAGAGCAGCCAUGGUGGCAACAACACUGAUGAUGCUGCAUUGGGGGCUGGUGGCUGAAACCGCAGCAGCCCUCUUCAGCUACGUCGAGCGUUUCUUAAACAGGGGUUGCGCGUGUGCGUUCAGCGCCGUUUGGGUGGAGUUGUGCAGUACGGAAUGCGCGGCAGUCAGGCUUGGCUGAUGGAUGCAGAGGGACCGAGGACUUGUAGGCUGGCGACGACAGGUGGCAUGCAACCGGUGCGUGUCCAGUCAAAACAUGGUUGUACUGCCAUGCAAUUGGACGGCGUGUUGGAUUCUUCUUGUCCUGCCGUUGUCGACAUUCAGGAGGCGACAUCACCUCGAGCAAAGGGCGUUGCGAGUUGGCAUUGGCAACCAACGCUGCAGAGGAAGAGGAAGAGUCGCGAAAGACGCGGUACGCACUCGGCUGUCGCGCGGUCAAGCUAGAUCACCAACAGCUGUCGUGUUUCGUACAUGGGAACACUGGGAAGGGGUACUAGGGUGCCUCGGUAUUAGGGUUGUGGGACAUACACGCGCAUGUAUUAGGGGCAAACGAAGGCCACUCAGCGGAAGUCUCGUCCUUCUUUGCAUGAUGUGUUGUUUAACCGAGCUAGCAGUAAUAUUGCAGUUGCAAUGUGUGUGCUGUGCAUUGCUGCUAUGUGGUGCGUGUGUAUUGGUGUGUGAAAAACUGGCGGAUAUGAGAAGGCUGACCGUGUGGGGGCAC